UAAAGCAUCAUACAAUACUCGUAUACGAUUUUGAAAAGCUUCCUCAAAACCUCCAUUCAUGUACUGCUAAAGCUAUUCGAGCCAUCAUCUAGCACCAGUACCAUGCAGCUCAAACACCUAUGCCUCAUUUUACCGGCAGGGUUCAAAGAAAUCAAUCCGGUUGAUGAUGAACAAGUCCGUAAACCCGCAAAGGAAGUCGAGAAAGAUGCCUAUCGUGGCUGCGGCAACCACGUUCUUGCUUUGAUCCGUGAUUUGCUGUGCAGGGUUUAUGACUCAAAGUGGAUCAACUUUUGUCACCAUGGCAGGCGGAGGAAACAACAAUCUGCAGUGUUUCACGACACAGAUGGGAUACAACUUUCGGACAAGGUCGGGGCAGAUAAUCCAAGGAUCUUUAGCUUUGCUGAGCUUUAUAUAGGGUCUAAGGGGUUUAGUGAGGAUGAAGUACUAGGCAGUGGAGGUUUUGGCAAGGUGUAUAGAGCAGUUCUACCCAGUGAUGGAACUGUGGUUGCUGUUAAAUGCUUGGCAGAGAGAGGGGAGCGGUUUGAGAAGACUUUCGUGGCUGAGUUGGUGGCUGUGGCUCACCUCCGCCACAGGAACCUUGUCCGGUUGCGAGGAUGGUGCAUUCAUGAGGACCAGUUGCUAUUGGUUUACGACUAUAUGCCCAACAGGAGCCUCGACCGCAUACUUUUUAGAAGACCGGAAAAUAUGGGGUCAGCACCUCUCAGUUGGGAGAGGCGGAGGAACAUAGUCAGAGGCCUGGCAGCUGCACUUUUCUAUCUUCACGAACAGUUGGAAACUCAAAUUAUUCACCGGGAUGUGAAGACAAGUAAUGUGAUGCUCGACUCCCAUUACAAUGCCCGGCUUGGUGAUUUUGGCCUGGCAAGGUGGUUAGAACAUGAACUCGAGUACCAAUCCAGCAGACCCUCAACCCAAAAUCAUGACCAGUUUCGGCUGGCAGAGACAACAAGAAUUGGUGGCACGAUUGGAUAUCUACCUCCCGAGAGCUUCCAAAAACGAAGUGUUGCAACAGCAAAAUCCGACGUUUUCAGCUUUGGGAUUGUUGUUUUGGAGGUGGUGUCAGGUCGACGUGCAGUAGAUCUCACACAUACAGAUGAUCAGAUAGUUCUACUUGACUGGAUCCGAAGGCUGUCUGAGGAAGGAAAGCUUCUGCAAGCAGGGGAUUCUCGGCUGCCAGAUGGGUCUUACAAACUUUCAGAUAUGGAGCUCUUGACUCAUCUUGCACUCCUCUGCACACUCCACAACCCAGAAUCACGGCCAAACAUGAGGUGGGUUGUGGAAACACUUUCAGGCAACAUUUCAGGUAAGCUGCCAGCUCUCCCAUCAUUCCGGUCCCACCCUCUAUACAUCUCUUUAUCCUCCCCUACAAACACUAGCACAAGCAAUUCUACCACCACCAGGUCCAUGACACCUAGUACUAGCACAACUGCCACAUCUGCGUCAUCGCACUAUGUGACAGCCACCGGAGAAACCAUAUAUGCAACUGCUGAAUGUGAAAACAGAAAUACAAAUUCUUUGGACAGCAUAUAUCAGCGAUCAAAAAAAUUUCCCUUGGUAGAGACUCCUCGAGAAAUAUCAUUCAAGGAAAUCGUUUCCGCUACUAAUAAUUUCUCUGAAUCCCAAAGGGUAGCAGAGCUGGACUUUGGAACUGCCUACCAUGGCUUCCUGGACAACCAUCACCAUGUCCUGGUGAAGCGGCUUGGUAUGAAGACAUGUCCUGCACUGCGAGCAAGAUUCUCAAAUGAACUCCAGAAUUUAGGAAGGCUUCGCCACCGGAACUUGGUACAACUCCGUGGGUGGUGCACUGAGCAAGGGGAGAUGCUAGUUGUCUACGAUUACUCAGCAAAUCGCCUUCUAAGUCAUCUGCUUUUCCAUCAUGUUCAUAGAUUUGACCACUCUAUCCUGCAGUGGCGUCACAGAUACAACAUAAUCAGAUCGCUUGCUUCUGCCAUUCUUUAUCUUCAUGAGGAAUGGGAUGAACAAGUUAUCCACAGAAACAUUACCUCAUCCGCCGUUAUUAUUGAUCCAGACAUGAACCCAAGACUUGGUUGUUUUGCCCUAGCCGAAUUCUUGACACGAAAUGAACAUGGGAAUCAUGUAACUGCUGACUCAAGCAGAUCAGUUUGUGGGAUAUUCGGUUAUAUGUCACCAGAGUAUAUAGAAUCGGGUCAAGCAACUCCCAUGGCAGACGUCUACAGCUUUGGCAUUGUGGUGCUUGAGGUGGUUAGUGGACAGAUGGCGGUGGACUUUAGGCGGCCGGAGGUUCUAUUGGUGAAGUGGGUCCUUGAAUUUGAGGCACGGAGAAGACCAUUUGAAGAACUGGCUGAUAUAAGGUUGAAUGAAGAGUACAAUCACAAAGAACUUAUGAGAUUGGUAAAACUAGGAAUUGCCUGCACAAGCUCCAACCCACAAUUAAGACCUAGCAUGAGGCAAAUAACAAGUAUACUUAAUGGGAAUGACGACUGCUUUGUGAGUGCAGGGCAAAGAGAGAGCAGGGAAGAAUGGAAAGAAAGAAAUGCAAGCUCUGUGUCAUUAAUCAACAGGAUCCAAGCUCUAGGAAUACAAUGAUAGUCAACGAAGUAACAUUAAGGAGUGAAAAUAGAUAGUGUUAACUGGAUUCUGAUAGCUGAGGAAGUUUCUAUGUGGCUUUUGUUUCUAUAAUUAUUUUGCCCACAGUUUCAUUUUUAAGCUUUUUGUACACUGUUUAGGCAGAUUUUGUUUACAACCAAAAAGAAGCAUGUCUUCUUAUGUACCUUUUGUGAUAAUGUAGCGUGCUCUAGUUAUAUCUAAA
Molecule: messenger RNA, 2809 nt
Organism: Juglans microcarpa x Juglans regia
Lineage: Eukaryota; Viridiplantae; Streptophyta; Magnoliopsida; Fagales; Juglandaceae
Product: receptor like protein kinase S.2
Exons: 1
Coding region: 103-2586 (827 amino acids)
Biological process (GO): protein phosphorylation
Cellular component (GO): plasma membrane
Molecular function (GO): protein kinase activity; ATP binding
Source: RefSeq, a predicted model, not a curated record